Molecule: messenger RNA, 552 nt
Organism: Pelmatolapia mariae (spotted tilapia)
Lineage: Eukaryota; Metazoa; Chordata; Actinopteri; Cichliformes; Cichlidae
Product: large ribosomal subunit protein eL22
Exons: 4
Coding region: 113-502 (129 amino acids)
Biological process (GO): cytoplasmic translation
Cellular component (GO): ribosome
Molecular function (GO): RNA binding; structural constituent of ribosome
Source: RefSeq, a predicted model, not a curated record
GAUGAAUGGAAAUGAAGAGAUUUUGGGACAAAACGAAUUCCAUCAAUUUUUCGGCGUAUGAUGUGUAGCGCAUGCGCACCGCUUGCUCUUCCUUUUUGAUAGCUUCUUCACCAUGGCGCCUAUUAAGAAGCAGAAUGCCAGCAAAGGUGGUAAGAAGAAAAAGCAGGUCCUAAAAUUCACACUGGACUGCACGCACCCCGUCGAAGAUGGCAUCAUGGAUGCUGCCAACUUUGAACAGUUUCUGCAGGAGCGCAUUAAAGUGAACGGCAAGGCCGGGAACCUUGGUGGCGGUGUGGUCUCCAUUGAGAGAAGCAAGAGCAAGAUUACAGUGUCCUCUGAGGUGCCCUUCUCCAAAAGAUACCUGAAGUAUCUGACAAAGAAGUACCUGAAGAAGAACAAUCUCCGUGACUGGCUGCGUGUUGUUGCCAACACCAAGGAGAGCUAUGAGCUCCGCUACUUCCAGAUUAAUCAGGAUGAAGAGGAGGAAGAAGAUGAUGAUUAAAAUGGCAAUUAAUCUGAUUUUGUGUAUUUAAAUAAAUGUUGUUUACAAUA